CCUCUCUAAUUCGUUUUUUGUAAAUUCUUGCACGUUGUUUGGUCGGUUUGAUUAAUACUGAUUAUUUUUAUUAAAAUGAGCAAAACAGAUGCUGAAAGUGAUGCCAAAGAUAAAUUACGGAAGAUGCAUUGUAAAUUCAAUCCGCUCUCCCGCUGCGAUGGCUCUGUCAUGUAUAGCCAAGGUGCCACUGUGGUCAUUGCCGCUGUGCUCGGUCCCAUUGAGGUGAAGACACAAAAUCUUAGCAUUGAAGGCAGCUACCUAGAGUGUAACUAUCGUCCAAAAGCUGGCUUGCCCCAGGUAAAGGAACGGAUUCGCGAGGCGGCCAUAAGAGAUGUGCUGGAACUUGCAAUUUUGAGUGAAGCUUAUCCGCGGGCGAAGAUGUCAUUACAGGUACAGGAGCUUGAAGACCGUGGAAGCAUAGACGCGUGCGCUUUAAAUGCAGCCUGUCUAGCUAUGCUUAUUGGCGGCCUACCCUUGAAGUACAGCUUUGCGGCCGUGCACUGCAUCAUCAAUGAAAAAGGCGACUUUGUUCUGGAUCCUGAAGAAAGUGACACGCUGCACCAGCGAGCCAGCUUUACAUUUGCUUUUGACUCUGUGGAUGGAGACCUGCUGUUGGUACAAACUAAAGGCGCUUUCAAGAUUGCACAGUUCAAUGACAUCGAAUGUCUUUGUCGCCAGGCUAGUGCUGAGGUCUUUGAGUUCUAUCGUAGUAAUAUAGCCAAAUAUCAUAGCACGAGAGAGGAUCAACCAGCGACGACAAUCGAAAGUGGCCACAAGGAUCUGCCAAUGGAAACGUGAUGUACAAUAAUUUAGUUUGAUUAAAGCUGUCUAACCACUUUAUUGGGAACGUUCUU
Drosophila hydei is the source of this 854-nucleotide messenger RNA. RefSeq names its product exosome complex component RRP46 (gene Rrp46). The record is from RefSeq and is a predicted model, not a curated record. Bases 76 to 798 code for a protein of 240 amino acids. Gene Ontology annotation, cellular component: cytoplasmic exosome (RNase complex); nuclear exosome (RNase complex); nucleolus. Lineage: Eukaryota; Metazoa; Arthropoda; Insecta; Diptera; Drosophilidae. Gene Ontology annotation, biological process: poly(A)-dependent snoRNA 3'-end processing; rRNA catabolic process; U4 snRNA 3'-end processing. The transcript has 3 exons.